This is a messenger RNA of Linum tenue, 597 nucleotides long. Lineage: Eukaryota; Viridiplantae; Streptophyta; Magnoliopsida; Malpighiales; Linaceae. The record is from the annotation of a GenBank genome assembly.
AUGGAGGGCGCCUACUCGCCGGAUCUAAACACCCACGACGUCCCCAGAAAUCCCUCCGACUGGAAGCAAGCGGCCCGGCUCGGGAGCAACAAGCACUGCACCCACCGGGAGCUGGAAGUGUUGGGCGUAGCGUUCACCUACCGGAAGGUGGAGGAUCUGAGGAGCGGCAUCGCCUGGCAGCUGGUCAACAGAGAAGGGUUCAUGGUGGUGUGGCGCAACCCUGGCGGCUGGAGCACCAACCUCAGGCCCAACAGCGUCCUGCGCCGCCUCAACGACCUCUACCAGUGGUCCAAGCACGGGAUCCAGGUCACCAUCCCGGUGGAAACCGCGUGGGACCGCUUCGAGCUCACCACCGGGAAGCUCAUGGUGGGGGCCGGUUCGGGUUCGAGCUCGGCGCAAGCGAAAAAGGAGCUGGAGGAGAAGGAGAACCAGAGGUUUCAGGCCGAGAAGGACAAGGAGAUCGAGGAGCUCAAGAAACAGGCCAAGGAGAAGGAGGACGAGCAACUUGCGGCCAAGAAGGAGAUCGAAGAGCUCAAGAAGCAGGCCAGGGAGAAGGAGGAAGUGAGAAUGUUUGGUAAACGACAGGAGAUUUUGUGA